Molecule: messenger RNA, 2097 nt
Organism: Coregonus clupeaformis (lake whitefish)
Lineage: Eukaryota; Metazoa; Chordata; Actinopteri; Salmoniformes; Salmonidae
Product: GTP-binding protein GEM-like
Exons: 4
Coding region: 718-1638 (306 amino acids)
Biological process (GO): negative regulation of high voltage-gated calcium channel activity
Cellular component (GO): plasma membrane
Molecular function (GO): GTP binding; GTPase activity; calcium channel regulator activity
Source: RefSeq, a predicted model, not a curated record
AUACUAAUUUGGUUGUCCCGGAUUUACGUUUACUAUGUUAUGUCUAGUCUAUGAGACCAGGCUGUUAUGAUAUGUCCCUGCUCAGCCUCUAUAGUAUCAGGAACAUAUAGGCAGGCAUACAGUACACAUGUGGAGACACACAUCUCCACUUAUCCACUGCUGCCUCUGGGUGGGAGGGCCAGACCCCCUCAACACCACUGGCCCGAGCCGUGAGAAUGCACACGGGUAAGGGAGGGGACACAGACUUGACGUCAAGGAAACCCUCUCUCGCGCUGAGCCCUCCUUUAUAUAAAUCUCGCCGCGGAUGAAAUCCCAUAAUAACAUUAGAGAGAGACCGAUUUACGGGAUUACUCGCGCUCACAGUGGUCAGAGACCUCAACAACCAAACAGCCUCUUCUUCUCUCUCCCCUCUCGAGGAUUUAACUGUCUACCGGCACUAAUGCGUGACUUCCACCGAUGUGGGACAACUUCUGACAUUUGCUCGUAGCAUUUGAUGAACUCUUAUUCAUGAGUUUGGACAUUUGGUUGUAUCCAGUCUUCAUCCAUUUCAUUUAAUUAUGGACUUGUAGGAUUUAUUUAACUUUCUGAGAAUACUGUGGAGAUUCACAUCUAUUCCAUUAUUUGUCGUAUAGUCCAGUCCAAGGGUGUUUUUUCAGCGCACCUUUAUUUUUAAAGGCCGAGUUUUAUUAGUUAGAUUUAUUUUAUUAUCUUAUCAUCAUGCUGUUGAGCAUGCGACGACACAGUCUGCGGCUGCAGCACCAACUCCACCGGUGGAGCAUCAGUGAUACCGGGAGCCACCUCUCAGACAGCCUCGCGCCUCCAGCCUGCUUGUCCCGCUCCAAAUCCUGUACGAACUCCGCCGGGGAAUCGGAUGGGAGCCGCUACAGCUGGGCCUCUUCAGACUCCACAGACUCCUUCAUCUCCACUGAAUCUACCGGGAAUACCGGGGGUAGCUCGAGACCGUUUCGCGUGGUGCUGCUGGGCGCCAGAGGGGUCGGUAAAUCCGCGAUUGCCAGCAUCUUCGCUGGAGCGAUGGACAGCAUGGACAGUGACGAGGUCGAGCUCUAUGGAGAUGAGGUGUGUGAGCAGACAAUCACAGUGGAUGGAGAGAAAGCCACAGUCACUCUAGUGGACAACUGGGACUCAGAGGAUGAGGGAGGGUCGUCUCAGGACCAGUGUAUCCAGACAGGUGAUGCGUACCUGCUGGUCUACUCUAUAACUGACCGGUCCUCCUUCCUGCAAGCCUCAGAGCUGCGUAUAUCCCUCCGCCAACACCGCCCCGCCCACCACACGCCAAUCAUCCUGGUGGGAAACAAGUGUGACCUGGUCCGCCGCAGAGAGGUGUCAAUUACCGAGGGUCGUGCGUGUGCCGCAGUGUUUGACUGUAAGUUCAUCGAGACGUCAGCAGCGAUGCAACACAACGUCUGGCCAGCCUUCCAUGGCAUCGUACAGCAGCUACGACUACGCAGAGACACCAAGGAGAACAACGACCGCCGCAGACACACAUACUCACACACACGCUGCGACAGCAUACCCAAGAAGGCCAAACGCCUCCUGGACAAGAUGGUGGCCAAGAACAAUGCCAACGCCGCGUUCCGUCUGAAGUCCAAAUCCUGCCAUGACCUUUCAGUGCUCUGAGACCCAGGACACACGCACACACAUACAGCCCCGCCCCUACUGCAGUCUACAUUAGACUGACCCCUCAAAACUUUCACCCCAUUCGCCAGCCUCUGUGACGGUCUGGAGAAUCAACCAAUGGACAUGCAGUGUUCUGACACUGAAAAAGGAAAAGAGAGAGAGGUGCCAGAUCAUUAGUGAGCUCUAAUCCUUUUAGGGUCAUGAGAUAUGUUAAUUCCUGUCCUUUAUUCAUCUCUCACUCUCUCCUCUCUCUCUCUCUGCUUUAACUAGGUUACCAGGGCAGUUUUCAGUCUGACAACAAGGUGUUUGUAUGUCUGUGGUUUUGUACAUAGUCAUAUCUUUCCAAUUGAGAACUGACAAUCUGCACUGCUUAUAUUGUGUAUGUUUUGCUACGUGUGGAUAUUUUCCAUUGGUUUUGUUUAGCUGUGGAAUAAAAUCCAUAUUUUCUUUAAAAUGUCA